This is a messenger RNA of Funneliformis geosporum, 630 nucleotides long. Lineage: Eukaryota; Fungi; Glomeromycota; Glomeromycetes; Glomerales; Glomeraceae. The record is from the annotation of a GenBank genome assembly.
AUGUUGAGUAAAUUCGAAUAUAUGCAAAACAUGUUUGAAUAUUCAUUAAAUUCAAAAUACCAGAGACGUAUUCCAUACUUUGCUGCAUUACAAACUUCUAGUUUCUCGAAAUCAUCUGUCAUUUGGACCCAAAAUCUAGUUGAGGAAAUGAUGGGUUUGUGGGAAGAUGGAUCUGAUAAAAAUGGAUGUUUUGAUACAGAACUUGUAGAAUGGAAUACAUAUUUCAAUGAAUUGUUGGCAGGACAAAACAGGAAACCCAAAAAAACUUUCAAGAAUGAUUUGCAUGAUGCAUCGAAAUUCUUUAAUAGCAUUAAAACUUUAAUUGUUGGAAUCUAUUUCUUCAUAAUCGUUCUGCCUUGGAUUCAAAAAUAUUUGCCAAUCUUGGGAAAUACAUCAAAAAGUCAUUUAGAGAAUCGUGACUGGUUAUUUAGCUUCGUUGAUGAGAUUAUUAAACAGAGAAGGAAAGAAAUUGAAUAUACCCCUCAAAAUGAGCCACUACGAUUUGACAUGUUAACCUCUAUGAUAACCGCUAAUACAGAUCGUGAUAUUUGUGAAAUUAAAAUGGUUGAUGAAGAACAUACACAACUUAUGAACGACCGUGGUGUUUUAUGGGAAACAUUUGUCGCUUGA